Messenger RNA from Hyaloperonospora brassicae, 720 nucleotides. NCBI's taxonomy places the organism in Eukaryota, Oomycota, Peronosporomycetes, Peronosporales, Peronosporaceae. The record is from the annotation of a GenBank genome assembly.
AUGCGAUAUCUGCGUGCCAAGGGCAUCCGCAAGGCGCUACGUCAAUUCCACUUCCUAUGCGGUCUCAAAGCGCCGUACAAAGUGCUGCUGGAUGGCAACUUCAUCGCCAUGUGCACCCAAAUGAAGGUCGACGUCCGCGACCGCGUGCCCAAAUAUCUGCAGGUGAAGCCACACGAGUGCGAGUUUUACGUGCCCCGCGCGGCGCUAGAAGAGCUGCGGCUGCUGAAAGAGGUCACGAGAGAAGCGUAUGAACUGGCUCAGAGCUUCGAAGUCGCAGAGGUCAACGACCAAGCAAACGACGGGACGGAGGGACCUGUGGACGUAUCGAAGGCCAUUCAGAGUAUCAUUGGCGAUCGAAACAACCACAAGUUUGUCGUGUGUACGCAGGAGGUCGAGCUUCGCAAGGCGCUGCGACUGGUGCCGGGUGUGCCGCUCAUGUACUUGAACCGCUCGGUGUUAGUGUUCGAAGAGAUCUCGCACGCUACGUUGGCGAUCGUGCGCCAGGAGGAGAAGGCCAGUAUGGCCAAGCUCGACGUGAACGAGAAGAGAAAGCUGGAAGCAAUGCAGGAGGAAGAACGUAGUAGCAGUAGUGGUGCUGGUGCUGGUGAUGACCACGCAGACAAACAGCGGCUACAGAAGAAGAGAGCCAAGGGGCCCAACCCACUGUCGAUCAAGAAAUCCGCUCAUAAGAAGGUCCGCUCUAGGAAGAAAAAAAACUAA